AUGUCCUCGACCGUGGGGCCCCGCGGUCCUCGCCCACCCACGGUGCCUCCCCCCAUGCCAGAGCUGCCCGACCUGAGCCACCUGACCGAGGAAGAGAGGAACAUUAUCAUGGCAGUGAUGGACCGGCAGAAGGAAGAGGAGGAAAAAGAAGAAGCCAUGCUCAAGUGUGUUGUCAGGGAUAUGGCGAAGCCUGCUGCCUGCAAAACACCAAGAAAUGCUGAAAACCAGCCCCAACAACCUCCACCGAGAUUGCAUCAACAGUUUGAAAGCUACAAGGAACAAGUAAAAAAAAUAGGGGAAGAAGCGCGGCGUUACCAGGGCGAGCACAAAGAUGAUGCGCCAACUUGUGGAAUUUGCCAUAAGACAAAGUUUGCUGAUGGGUGUGGUCACCUUUGCUCCUAUUGCCGCACCAAGUUCUGCGCGCGCUGUGGAGGCCGCGUAUCUCUACGGUCGAACAACGAGGACAAAGUGGUUAUGUGGGUAUGCAAUUUAUGUCGAAAGCAACAAGAAAUCUUAACCAAAUCUGGGGCAUGGUUCUUUGGAAGCGGCCCUCAGCAGCCUAGUCAGGAUGGAACCUUGAGUGAUACAGCUACAGGUGCUGGUUCUGAGGUACCGAGAGAAAAGAAAGCACGACUCCAAGAGAGAUCAAGGUCUCAGACUCCCCUGAGCACAGCUGCUGCCUCCUCCCUGGACACUGCUCCUCCCAGUGCACCACCAGACAGGAGCAAAGGGGCUGAACCUUCACAACAAGCCAUGGGGCCGGAACAGAAGCAGGCGUCAUCCAGGUCUAGAAGUGAACCUCCAAGAGAYAGGAAGAAGGCUCCAGAGCAGAAUGGCAAAGGAGCCCUGAAGAGCGAGAGGAAACGCGUGCCAAAAACCUCUGUGCAGCCAGGGGAGGGGGCUGUGGAAGAACGGGAACGGAAAGAAAGGCGGGAAAGCCGAAGGCUUGAGAAAGGGAGAUCACAGGACUACCCCGACGUGCCAGAAAAACGAGAGGAUGGAAAAGCGGCGGAGGAUGAGAAGCAAAGGAAAGAAGAGGAAUACCAGACCAGGUACCGCAGYGACCCGAACCUGGCGCGGUAUCCGGUGAAAGCGCCGCCUGAGGAGCAGCAGAUGCGCAUGCACGCCCGGGUGUCCCGAGCGAGGCACGAGCGGCGCCACAGCGACGUGGCGCUCCCGCGCACCGAAGCGGGAGCCGCGCUACCAGAAAGCAAGGCCGGCAAGCGAGCGCCGGCCGCCGCCAGGGCCUCCCCGCCGGACUCGCCCCGGGCCUACUCGGCCGAGAGGACUGCGGAGACCAGGGCGCCCGGCGGCAAGCCGCCAACGAACCACAGCCCGCCUGCGCCCAGGCAUGGGCCGGUCCCCGCAGAAGCCCCGGAGCUCAAAGCCCAGGAGCCCCUCAGGAAGCAGAGCCGCCUGGACCCCAGCUCAGCGGUGCUCAUCAGGAAGGCCAAGCGCGAGAAGGUGGAGACCAUGCUGCGGAACGACUCCCUGAGCUCUGACCAGUCUGAGUCCGUGCGGCCAUCGCCGCCCAAGCCGCAUCGGUCUAAGAGGGGCGGCAAGAAGCGGCAGAUGUCAGUGAGCAGCUCAGAGGAGGAAGGCGUGUCCACUCCCGAGUACACCAGCUGCGAGGACGUGGAGCUAGAGAGCGAGAGCGUCAGCGAGAAAGGUGACUUGGAUUAUUACUGGUUGGAUCCUGCCACGUGGCACAGCCGGGAAACAUCACCUAUUAGUUCGCAUCCUGUAACGUGGCAGCCAUCCAAAGAGGGGGACCGAUUAAUUGGACGUGUUAUUCUUAACAAAAGAACAACCAUGCCCAAAGAAUCGGGUGCAUUACUGGGUCUGAAAGUUGUUGGAGGAAAAAUGACUGACUUAGGACGUCUUGGUGCUUUCAUCACCAAAGUAAAGAAGGGUAGCCUGGCAGAUGUAGUUGGACACCUGAGAGCAGGGGAUGAAGUUCUAGAAUGGAAUGGUAAACCCCUGCCGGGAGCUACAAAUGAAGAAGUUUACAACAUUAUUUUAGAAUCAAAAUCAGAACCUCAAGUUGAAAUUAUUGUUUCAAGGCCUAUUGGUGACAUUCCCCGGAUUCCUGAGAGUUCCCAUCCUCCACUGGAGUCCAGUUCAAGCUCCUUUGAAUCUCAAAAGAUGGAAAGGCCUUCCAUUUCUGUUAUUUCUCCAACAAGUCCUGGAGCCCUGAAAGAUGCCCCACAAGUCUUACCAGGGCAACUUUCUGUGAAGCUGUGGUAUGAUAAAGUGGGACACCAGCUGAUUGUAAAUGUUCUGCAAGCAACAGAUCUACCCUCUAGAGUAGAUGGCCGUCCCAGGAAUCCUUAUGUAAAAAUGUAUUUUCUUCCAGAUAGAAGUGAUAAAAGUAAAAGGAGGACCAAAACAGUAAAGAAAGUACUAGAACCAAAAUGGAAUCAAACUUUUGUCUAUUCACAUGUGCAUCGUAGAGAUUUUAGAGAGCGAAUGUUAGAAAUAACUGUGUGGGAUCAACCAAGAGUACAAGAAGAAGAAAGUGAAUUUCUUGGAGAGAUCCUCAUAGAAUUGGAGACAGCACUUUUAGAUGAUGAACCACAUUGGUAUAAACUUCAGACACACGAUGAAUCUUCACUACCUCUGCCUCAGCCAUCACCUUUCAUGCCAAGGCGACACAUUCAUGGAGAAAGCUCUAGCAAGAAGCUUCAAAGAUCUCAGCGAAUCAGUGAUAGUGACAUCUCAGAUUAUGAGGUUGAUGAUGGUAUUGGAGUAGUUCCUCCAGUGGGUUAUAGGUCUAGUGCUAGAGAAAGUAAAUCAACAACAUUAACUGUGCCAGAACAGCAAAGAACAACUCAUCACCGCUCACGUUCAGUAUCUCCUCAUCGCGGCGAUGAUCAGGGAAGGCCGCGUUCACGUUUACCAAAUGUGCCAUUACAGAGGAGCUUAGAUGAAAUUCAUCCAACAAGAAGAUCACGUUCUCCAACCAGACACCAUGAUGCCUCCCGAAGUCCUGCUGAUCACAGAUCCAGAGAUGUGGAUAGUCAGUAUUUAUCAGAACAAGACAGUGAGCUUCUUAUGCUGCCCAGAGCAAAACGAGGACGAAGUGCAGAAUGCCUACAUACUACCAGACAUCUUGUUAGGCACUGUAAAACAUUACCACCCAAGAUGCCUUUAUUACAGAACGGCUCUCACUGGGAUAUCUACAGCUCAAUUCUGCCUGCAUAUUCUAAGACCAAAUCAGUGACUAGACAGGACAUUCCCCUUCAUCAUGAAGGCUUUAACUCAAGAGUGUUGAGAUUUACUGAUGAGAUAUUGGUUAGUGAACUGCAGCCCUCCCUUGACAGGGCUAGGAGUGCUAGUACCAACUGCUUGAGACCAGAUACUAGUUUGCAUUCACCAGAACGAGAAAGGGGUAGAUGGUCCCCCUCCCUAGAUAGGAGACGACCUCCUAGUCCCAGGAUUCAAAUCCAGCAUGCAUCUCCGGAGAAUGACAGGCACUCCAGAAAGUCUGAAAGAUCUAGCAUCCAAAAACAGACUAGGAAAGGCACUGCCUCUGAUGCAGAAAGGGUUCUCCCACCAUGUCUUUCUAGAAGGGGACACGCAGCCCCAAGAGCGACUGAUCAACCAGUCAUUAGGGGAAAACAUCCCGCUCGCUCAAGGUYGAGUGAGCACUCUAGUGUCAGAACACUGUGUUCUAUGCACCACCUUGCCCCUGGAGGGUCGGCGCCACCUUCUCCGCUUCUGACAAGAAUGCAUCGACAAGGAAGUCCAACCCAGUCUCCUCCAGCAGACACAUCCUUCAGCAGUCGCAGGGGAAGACAGCUCCCUCAGGUGCCAGUGAGAAGCGGCAGUAUAGAACAAGCAAGCUUAGUAGUGGAGGAGCGAACAAGACAGAUGAAAAUGAAAGUCCAUCGAUUUAAGCAGACAACAGGGUCUGGUUCUAGUCAAGAACUUGAUCGCGAGCAAUAUUCCAAGUAUAACAUACAUAAAGAUCAGUACAGAAGCUGUGAUAACGUCUCUGCCAAAUCAUCAGAUAGUGAUGUCAGUGAUGUGUCCGCCAUUUCCCGAACCAGCAGUGCCUCACGCCUCAGCAGCACAAGCUUUAUGUCAGAGCAAUCUGAGCGCCCCAGGGGUAGAAUCAGUUCAUUUACCCCCAAAAUGCAAGGCAGACGGAUGGGGACUUCAGGAAGAGCCAUCACRAAGAGCACCAGUGUAAGUGGAGAGAUGUACACACUGGAGCAUAAUGACGGCAGCCAGUCAGACACAGCUGUGGGAACCGUUGGAGCAGGUGGGAAGAAGCGGAGAUCCAGCCUGAGUGCCAAAGUGGUUGCCAUAGUGUCUCGGAGAAGUAGAAGCACAUCUCAACUCAGCCAAACAGAGUCGGGCCACAAGAAGUUAAAAAGUACCAUUCAGAGAAGCACAGAAACAGGAAUGGCAGCGGAAAUGAGGAAGAUGGUGAGACAGCCCAGUCGGGAGUCCACUGAUGGCAGCAUCAACAGUUACAGCUCUGAGGGAAACUUAAUAUUUCCUGGAGUGCGACUAGGAGCUGACAGUCAGUUCAGUGAUUUUCUUGAUGGACUGGGACCAGCCCAGCUUGUUGGCCGCCAAACCCUUGCCACCCCUGCAAUGGGUGAUAUACAAAUUGGAAUGGAGGAUAAAAAGGGCCAAUUAGAAGUUGAAGUUAUUAGAGCACGAAGCCUGACGCAAAAACCUGGCUCCAAAUCGACACCUGCACCAUAUGUCAAAGUUUAUCUUUUGGAAAAUGGAGCCUGUAUAGCCAAGAAGAAGACAAGAAUUGCACGGAAAACCCUUGAUCCUUUGUAUCAGCAGUCCCUGGUUUUUGAUGAAAGUCCACAGGGUAAAGUUCUUCAGGUGAUUGUGUGGGGAGACUAUGGCAGAAUGGACCAUAAAUGUUUCAUGGGUGUGGCUCAAAUCUUGUUGGAAGAACUUGAUCUCUCCAGCAUGGUCAUUGGAUGGUACAAAUUGUUCCCACCUUCAUCACUGGUGGACCCCACAGUCACUCCCCUAACCCGCCGGGCUUCCCAAUCAUCUCUGGAAAGUUCAACUGGGCCUCCCUGCAUUCGAUCAUAG
This is a messenger RNA of Urocitellus parryii (Arctic ground squirrel), 5070 nucleotides long. RefSeq names its product regulating synaptic membrane exocytosis 1 (gene Rims1). Gene Ontology annotation, molecular function: transmembrane transporter binding; small GTPase binding. Gene Ontology annotation, biological process: intracellular protein transport; regulation of synaptic plasticity; positive regulation of synaptic transmission. Gene Ontology annotation, cellular component: cytoskeleton of presynaptic active zone; presynaptic membrane. The record is from RefSeq and is a predicted model, not a curated record. NCBI's taxonomy places the organism in Eukaryota, Metazoa, Chordata, Mammalia, Rodentia, Sciuridae.